Molecule: messenger RNA, 1113 nt
Organism: Microtus ochrogaster (prairie vole)
Lineage: Eukaryota; Metazoa; Chordata; Mammalia; Rodentia; Cricetidae
Gene: Trappc2
Product: trafficking protein particle complex 2
Exons: 6
Coding region: 191-613 (140 amino acids)
Biological process (GO): endoplasmic reticulum to Golgi vesicle-mediated transport
Source: RefSeq, a predicted model, not a curated record
AGAUCUCGCGUGAGUGACUGUGGGUUCCCCGGCUGAAAGUACCAAGCGCGGGUUUCCGAGGCGGUCGUUUCUGCUGUUGGCGUCUCCCUACAGGAAAUACGUUUCAGAUUUCUUUGGAUUUCAUUGAUUUUUGUUCUGUGUGAAUCAGCAAAAGACCCAGAGAGUCUUGGAGUUUUUUAUAUUGAAGACAAUGUCUGGAAGCUUCUACUUUGUAAUUGUUGGCCACCAUGAUAAUCCAGUUUUUGAAAUGGAAUUUUUGCCACCUGGGAAAGCAGAAUCCAAAGAUGAUCACCGUCAUCUGAACCAGUUUAUAGCCCAUGCUGCUCUUGACCUUGUGGAUGAAAACAUGUGGCUUUCUAAUAACAUGUACUUAAAAACUGUGGACAAAUUCAAUGAGUGGUUUGUAUCGGCAUUUGUCACUGCAGGACAUAUGAGAUUUAUUAUGCUUCAUGAUGUGAGGCAAGAAGAUGGAAUAAAGAACUUCUUUACUGAUGUCUAUGAUUUGUAUAUAAAGUUUGCAAUGAAUCCAUUUUAUGAACCCAAUUCUCCUAUUCGAUCAAGUGCAUUUGACAGGAAAGUCCAGUUUCUUGGGAAGAAACACCUUUUAAGCUAAAUGGAGAAAAGCUCUGAAAUAAACAGUAUCACUGUCGUGGGCUAUACUCAGGAAUGUGUGCGCUGUAAGUAAUUUGAAACAGCCUAGUACUUAAAAUUGUACAUUGUUUUCAUGUUGAUUAUCAGCAUUAAUAUUUGCUUGUCGAGUGUUAUUUAUAAAGAAUUCUUUACCAGUAAUUUAAACAUUUUUAUUUAAAAGCUUGAGAAUGAACUUUUGCCUUUCCUGAUUGAGAUAAUUUGAUCUUAUUAAAUUCAAAAGCAAAUGUCAUAGUUAAUACUUGUUAGAUUUAAAACUAAAAGCUUCUGCAGACAUGAAUGAAAUUGAGUUAUUAAUACUUUUAGAGAUAGACUUUUUAAAUGCAUAAUACACUACAGUACCAAAAAGCUGAAGCAGAAAGCCUCAAGUGUUCCAUGCCUACCUGCCUGUCGGGCUGAGAAUAGUGAUCCUGCUAUGACUCUCUAUCCUAGACCCGUGUACACUGCAUCAGUUACAGGCCACUG